GGAACGUGCAUCCAAGUUUGAGAAAAUCAGUGACGAUGGUUUCAUCUCCGCGCAAAGGUCAACUCUUUUGGUCUUCUCUACGUUUUCCUCAACGUGUAAACAUGUCACUAAUUGACAAAUUCAGAUUAAAAAACAAAAAAGGUAGAGUAAAAUUGGAGAGAGAGAGAGAUACGACUUUGGAGUUUCUAAACCGUUUUAUAAAGAUGAAGCACAAAGAGAUAUUAGAUGUUCAUAAUUAGUAAAAGUGGGUUUCUUGACCCAUAAGCAAUGUUGUUCCCACCUCUUCGUUCGUUCUUCUUCCUCUUUCUUUUGUUCUCCGUCCUUUGUUUAUCACAGAUCAAAGCAGACCAAGACGAUGAAAGCGGCUUGGGCAGUCAUAUCAAAGUAGACAAGCGACUCAAGUUCGAGAACCCGAGCCUACGUCAAGCCUACAUUGCUCUUCAGUCAUGGAAAAAAGCAAUCUUCUCUGAUCCUUUCAACUUCACAGCUAACUGGAAUGGCUCGGACGUUUGCUCCUACAAUGGAAUCUACUGUGCUCCUUCUCCUUCAUACCCUAAAACCAGAGUCGUUGCAGGCAUUGACCUCAACCACGCAGACAUGGCUGGUUACUUGGCUUCCGAGCUUGGUCUCCUUUCUGAUCUCGCUCUAUUCCAUCUUAACUCAAACCGUUUUUGCGGUGAAGUACCUCUCACGUUUGAUCGCAUGAAGCUUCUCCACGAGCUUGAUCUUAGCAACAACCGAUUCGUCGGUAAGUUCCCUAAGGUUGUCCUCUCUUUGCCUUCCCUUAAGUUCUUGGAUCUCCGCUACAACGAGUUCGAAGGCAAGAUCCCGUCAAAGCUCUUCGACAGAGAGCUCGACGCUAUAUUCUUGAACCAUAACCGGUUUCGGUUUGGAAUUCCCACGAACAUGGGGAAUUCCCCUGUUUCCGCUUUGGUUCUUGCGGACAACAAUCUCGGAGGGUGCAUACCGGGAAGUAUUGGUCAAAUGGGGAAGACACUCAACGAGCUUAUCCUCUCCAACGACAACUUAACCGGUUGUUUACCUCCUCAAAUCGGAAACCUCAAGAAAGUGACAGUUUUCGACAUCAGUUCAAACAGUCUACAAGGUCCGUUACCAUCUAGCAUCGGAAACAUGAAGAGCUUAGAAGAGCUUCACGUGGCUAACAAUGGCUUCGCAGGAAUCAUUCCUCCAAGUAUCUGCCAGCUUUCUAACCUUGAGAACUUUACUUACUCUUCCAACUUCUUCACCGGUCGUCCCCCUGUAUGCGCAGCUGGUUCGUUAGUAGACGCUGUUGUGAACGGCUCCAUGAACUGUAUCAUAGGUUUGGCUAGUCAAAGAUCGGCUAAGCAGUGCUCAUCUCUUCUUGCUCGUCCUGUUGAUUGCAGUAAGUUUGGAUGCUUCAACAUCUUCUCUCCACCACCACCCACGUUCAAGAUGGCACCCCAGUUCCGGACACUUCCUCCACCGGUUUACGUGUACUCAUCGCCCCCACCACCGUCAUCCAAAAUGUCGCCUACUUUCAGAGCAUACUCUCCCCCACCACCACCGUCGUCCAAGAUGUCGCCAACCGUCAGAGCAUACUCUCCACCACCGCCUCCUUAUUCCAAAAUGUCCCCAACCGUUCGAGCUUACUCUCCGCCACCGCCUUACGUAUACUCAUCUCCUCCACCGCCUUACGUAUACUCACCUCCUCCACCGCCUUACGUAUACUCAUCUCCGCCUCCACCGUACGUAUACUCAUCACCGCCACCGCCUUACGUAUACUCAUCUCCACCCCCGCCUCCACCAAGUCCACCCCCACCGUGUCCUGAAUCGUCUCCGCCACCGCCUGUUGUAUACUACGCACCCGUGACACAAAGCCCGCCACCACCAUCACCGGUAUACUACGCACCCGUGACACAAAGCCCGCCACCACCAUCGCCUGUAUACUACCCACCGGUAACACAAAGCCCGCAACCACCGUCGCCUGUAUACUACCCACCAGUAACACAAAGCCCGCCACCGCCAUCGCCUGUAUACUACCCACCAGUAACACCAAGCCCGCCUCCACCAUCGCCUGUAUACUAUCCGUCAGAAACACCAAGUCCUCCACCCCCAUCACCAGUAUACUAUCCAUCGGAAACACUAAGUCCUCCACCACCAACUGAGUACUACUAUUCACCAAGCCAGUCUCCGCCACCAGCAAAGGGAUGUAACGAAGGGCAUCCACCACAAGCAUCACCGAGUACUUACGAACCAACUCCUGACUAUUCAUACACAUCAUCACCACCACCGACUCCUAUUUCCUACCCCGAGACGUCUCUUCCACCGAUUCCAAGUGUCUCGUAUGAUGCGUCUCCUCCUUCUCCUCCGUCUUACUACUAGUUUUGCAUUGCCUUAUGAUUAACGACUACUCACAAUUACAUUCUUUUGGCUGCGAGACUUUAAUUUGUGUGUUUUGUUGAUUUUAAAGAGAAAAAAAAAGACAUUUCAGUUA
Molecule: messenger RNA, 2476 nt
Organism: Camelina sativa (false flax)
Lineage: Eukaryota; Viridiplantae; Streptophyta; Magnoliopsida; Brassicales; Brassicaceae
Product: leucine-rich repeat extensin-like protein 1
Molecular function (GO): protein binding
Source: RefSeq, a predicted model, not a curated record